AUGGACAACGACACGGAUGCAGCCUUCAUUGGCGAAGCCGAAAUCAGAUCGAAGAAGGCCAACGUCUCCAGGUCACGGCCGGCUAGCACUCAUUCGGGCGAAGAGAACACUACCGUUGCAAGAGGAGGCAUAGAUGCACGAGUGGCCACAGACGAGCAGGACCCAUUACUGCCCUCUGAACCCCGCCAAAGAAGACCGAGUGAUGCUGGUUCAGGCCACGAGUGGGCUGGUGUCGCCGACUUCGACCACCUCCCAUGGUACCGCAAGCCUUCCAUCUACUUUGUCCUGGCACCCUUCUUCGUCAUGACUCUGGCAUUUGGCGCCAUUAUAUCCCCGAGAAUCAAUCUCAUCCUCAACCUUGUCUGUCGCGAAUACAUGUCCGAGCAGCAGACCAAGAACCCCGGCCAUUCUUUCUUGCCCAUCUUGUUCGAGGGCGAGAACCCUCAGUGCAGAUCUCCAGAAGUGCAGGCCAGGGUCGCACAAUUCACCCUGUACGGAAACCUGAUUGCUGGACUUCUCUCAGCCAUCACUAGUCCGAAGCUGGGUGCUCUUUCAGAUCGCUUUGGCCGCACAAAGAUCCUCGCCCUGACAAGCAUGGGCAUCAUUGCAGGAGAUGCCCUGAUCAUCAUGGCUGCUACCAAGCCCGAGACCUUCCCGGUCAACUGGAUUCUGGUUGGUUAUGCUCUAGAUGGUCUUUCUGGCUCCUUCAUUGCCGCCAUGGCCAUCGCCAAUGCCUACGCUACCGAUUGCACUCCUCCGGCCCGCCGUAACAUCUCCUUUGGUUAUCUCCAUGGCUGUCUCUUCACUGGUAUUGCUUUGGGACCUAUCCUCGGAGGACUUAUCGUUAAGGCUACAGGAAAGAUUCUGUCCAUCUUCUAUGCUUCGCUUGCUGUACACGCAGCCUUCAUCCUCUUCAUCGCUUUCUGUGUCCCCGAAUCACUCUCUCAGCGUCGCCAGCAAGCUGCUCGGGAGAAGCAUCAAGUAGACAAGGCUCAAAGGGGCUCUUCCGACUGGAUCGAUCGGGUCCGAGCUGUCAACAUCCUGGAGCCGCUCAAGAUUCUGUGGCCUACCGGCGAGGGUUCUUCACCUGCGCUCAGACGUAACCUUGUGCUCUUGGCUGCUGUUGAUACCAUAUUGUUUGGUGUUGCAAUGGGAAGCAUGACAAUCAUUGUCAUCUACGCCCGCUACCAAUUCAACUGGGAGUCGUUCGAGUCUGGCAUCUUCUUGUCCAUUGUCAACACUUGCAGAGUCUUGUGUCUUAUUGUCGUCUUACCGCUGGUCACACGCUAUGUUCGCGGCAAGGCAAGCGAGACCAAGCAGCGUAGCUCCGGUAGUGAUACAUUCGAUCUUGUCGUCGUCCGCGUCGCGGUCUUCUUUGAUACUUUGGGAUACCUUGGAUACACCCUCGCUCGUACCGGUCCGCUGAUGAUUCUCUCUGGCAGCAUAGCAAGCAUCGGAGGUAUUGGCUCGCCAACUCUUCAGUCAGCGCUGACUAAGCAUGUACCGCAUGAGAAGACCGGCCAACUGCUCGGUGCGUCUGGACUUUUACAUGCCUUGGCCCGAGUUAUCGCCCCUACUAUUUUCAAUGCUAUAUACUCGGCGACUGUCGGAAAGUUUACGCAAACGGUGUUUGUCUGCCUCACCGCCACCUUCGGCCUGGCAUUUGUGCUCAGUUUCUUCAUUAGACCACAUGUCUAUCUUGAGAAGGCUGCAGCAGACGAAGAUUCAUGA
Aureobasidium vineae is the source of this 1731-nucleotide messenger RNA. NCBI's taxonomy places the organism in Eukaryota, Fungi, Ascomycota, Dothideomycetes, Dothideales, Saccotheciaceae. The record is from the annotation of a GenBank genome assembly.